Theobroma umbraticum is the source of this 2250-nucleotide messenger RNA. Its product is annotated as Subtilisin-like serine endopeptidase family protein. The record is from RefSeq and is a predicted model, not a curated record. Lineage: Eukaryota; Viridiplantae; Streptophyta; Magnoliopsida; Malvales; Malvaceae. Gene Ontology annotation, molecular function: serine-type endopeptidase activity. Gene Ontology annotation, biological process: proteolysis.
AUGCAAAAUAUUGCAGUAAAAAUGAUGCACAAUCUUCUGUCAUUUGCCUGUUGGUUAUGUCUUGCUGCUACCUUAGUCCAAGGAUCAACUGAGAAUGAAAGAAAGCCAUAUAUUGUGUACAUGGGAGAAGCGCCACAUCAUGAAGCCAGGAUUUCCGUCAUGGAUACACAUCAUAAUCUGCUUUUGAAGGCAGUUGGAGAUGAGAAUAUAGCCAGAGAAUCCAAAAUAUAUAGCUAUGGAAAGAGCAUCAAUGCGUUUGCUGCAAGGCUUUUGCCAGAUGAAGCAAAGAGACUAUCAGGUGUAGAUGGUGUUAUAUCAGUAUUUGAAAACACAAGGCGCAAACUUCUUACAACAAGAUCAUGGGAUUUUCUGGGAAUGCAUGAAAAGUUAAAGAAAAGGAACGCCAUUGCAGAAAGCAAUAUCAUAGUUGGUGUAUUGGACACUGGUAUUUGGCCGAAAUCCCCCAGUUUUAAUGAUAAAGGCUAUGGACCUCCACCAGCAAAAUGGAAGGGUAAAUGUGACAAAGGAGCCAACUUCACUGGUUGCAACAACAAAGUCAUUGGUGCAAGGUACUAUCAACUGGACAACACUUAUCCUAUAACGGAGGAUCCGACUCCUGUUGACACCGACGGCCAUGGCACCCAUACUGCCUCCACUGCUGCUGGCAUACCUGUAAAGGACUCCAGCUUGUAUGGAAUAGCCAAAGGAACUGCUCGUGGUGGCGUGCCAUCUGCACGUAUAGCCAUGUACAAAGUUUGCUGGAGUGGCGGAUGCAGUGACAUGGAUUUACUGGCUGCAUAUGAUGAUGCCAUCCACGAUGGAGUGGACAUGAUAUCCAUUUCAAUAGGCGGCCCUUCCAAGGAAUUUUUCCAUGAUCCAAUUGCUAUAGGUGCUUUCCAUGCGAUGAGAAAAGGGAUUUUGACAUCGUGUGCUGGAGGGAACGACGGGCCUAUGCUCGCAACCGUUCAAAAUGUUGCACCGUGGAUCAUGACCGUGGCUGCUAGCAGCAUAGAUAGGCAAUUUACGUCAAAAAUUAAGCUCGGCGAUGGCACAACAACUUCUGGUAACGGAAUCAACACAUUUUCAAUGAAAAACAAGAUGUACCCUUUCACUAACGGAGCUCAUGCAACCAAUCUUACUGGAAAUUACACCUACAGAGAUAUUAGUGCUUGCGAUUACGGCACACUGAGCCAAGACAGGGUAAAGGGAAAGAUUGUGUAUUGCCUAGGGGAGGCGAGUCAGGACUAUACAAUCCAAUUGCUGGGCGGGGCAGGAACCAUAAUGGCUACUGAUGCACCACAAGACUAUUACUUCCUCGCUCUUACACCUGCAGCCACUGUGGUUCGCUCCAAGGAUGGGGAUAAGCUUGAUCGGUAUAUUAACUCUACAAAGAAGCCUCAAGCUGUCAUAUACAAGUCAAGAACUGUUAAAAUGAUUGCUCCCUUUGUGGCUUCUUUCUCUUCCAGAGGACCCCAAUUAGUCAACCGUAACAUUCUCAAGCCCGAUAUUGCUGCUCCAGGACUAAACAUAUUGGCUGCCUACACAAACCUGAGAUCAAUUACAGGAGAACCAAGUGACAAACGCUAUUCUGCGUUUAACUUCAUGUCGGGGACAUCUAUGGCUUGCCCUCAUGCUUCAGCUGCUGCAGCCUAUGUCAAGUCCAUGCACCCAGACUGGUCACCAGCAGCAAUCAAGUCUGCUCUCAUGACUACUGCAACACCCAUGAAAAUCAGAGACAAGUUUGGGGAACUAAGCUCUGGAUCAGGCCAAAUAAAUCCAAUUAGAGCUAUCCAACCUGGCCUCAUCUACGACAUUGACGAGAGAUCUUAUAUUAGCUUCCUUUGCAAAGAAGGGUACAAUAGCACGACCAUUGGCCUACUCAUCGGUGGCAAGCAAAAAUUUGACUGCUCAAGCUUUAAACCUGCACGAGGCACUGACGGGCUCAACUACCCUUCCAUGCACGUCCACCUCAAUAGUAGAGAAUCUAGGAUUUUCGCAGUGUUUUACAGGACUGUGACUCAUGUUGCAUAUGGAAACUCCGAAUUCAAGGCAAAGGUGACGUCUCCGAAGGGACUUUCUAUUACAGUUAUCCCAAACACGUUGAAAUUCAAUAAGACGCAUCAGAAGCAAUCUUUCAAGGUUUUGGUAAAGGGCGGCUUAAUGAAGAAUGGGACAGAGAUCCUGUCGGCUACCCUUGAGUGGAGUAACAAAGAGCACAGUGUUAAGAGCCCUAUUCUUGUCUAUAAAUAA